UCACGUUAGUUUAGUUUUCAUCCAAGAAGAGCUUGAUACUAUACUAAACCAAGUUUUUUGAUCACGAAGUUUCACCUAAAUGGUUGUAAAAUAAGACAAGUGUGUGUGGUGACUGUGUGUUGUGUGAAAAUGACAGACAUGCCUCCUUAUCUCGCUGUAAAAGAUGAGGAGGACAGUGCCCAAGGUGAUAACGAGAGUGGUUCAGAGAUAGACGACUGGGAUUUGCCUCUCAGCUAUGAAAAACCUAGGCAUUUGGAGCCUAUAAAGGGGGCUGAACGUGUGGAGCACUCAUGGAGAGUCAAAGAAAAGUACAAGACCCACUGUGUAGCGCUGGUUCUGUGCCUCAACGUGGGCGUGGACCCUCCAGACGUCGUCAAGACCCAGCCCUGUGCCCGCCUCGAGUGCUGGAUCGACCCCUUAUCGCAGUCCCCAAACAAGGCCCUGGAGAACAUCGGACACGCGUUACAGUCGCAAUACGAGCGCUGGCAGCCUCGCGCGCGCUACAAGCAGUCCUUAGACCCUACGAGCGAUGAGGUGAAGAAGCUAUGCUGCUCGCUGCGACGGAACGCCAAAGAUGAACGGGUGCUGUUCCACUACAACGGGCACGGCGUGCCGAAGCCCACCAGCCAGGGCGAGAUCUGGGUCUUCAACAGGGCAUACACACAAUACAUCCCCCUGUCGAUGUACGACCUGCAAACGUGGAUGGGCGCGCCGUCGCUGUAUGUGUACGACUGCUCCAACGCCGGCGUCAUCGUCGACAACUUCCGCGCGUUCGCCGACCAGCACGAGCGCGACUACGAGAUGCAACUAAACAGCAAAGGCUCCGGCACCCCACCACCCCUAGUCUCGUACAAGAACUGCAUCCAGCUCGGGGCCUGCGCCGCCGGCCAGUCCCUGCCCAUGAGCCCCGAGCUGCCAGCGGACCUGUUCACGGCUUGCCUCACUACUCCCGUCAAGAUGGCGAUGAAGUGGUUCGUGCUGCGGCACACCAGGGCUGCCAGCGUGCAUCAGCAUAUACACGACGUGCACGAUCUCAUUGACAAAAUCCCCGGGCAGGUGACCGACCGGCGCACGAUGCUCGGCGAGCUGAACUGGAUCUUCACCGCCAUCACCGACACCAUCGCCUGGAACUCUCUACCCCCAGAACUGUUCCAGCAGCUGUUCCGAGCUGAUCUGUUAACAGCUAGUUUAUGCCGGAACUUCCUGCUUGCUGAUCGGAUUAUGAGAUCAUACAACUGCACCCCAGUAUCCUCCCCACCGCUACCCUCCCUCGCGCAGCACGCGCUAUGGGCGGCCUGGGACCAAACCCUGGACCUGGCGCUAGCACAGCUUCCCGCCAUGCUGGGGCCUUCUCCCAGGGUCUACCAUCAUUCACCGUUCUUCAGGGACCAGCUGACGGCGUUCCAAGUGUGGCUGGAUCUCGGGAAAUCCAACUCCCUGAACGGCGGGCACUGGUCCCGGCCUCCCCCCGACCAGCUGCCCAUGGUGCUGCAGGUGCUGCUGAGCACGCUGCACCGCGUGCGCGCGCUGCAGAUCCUCUGCCGGUUCCUGGCUCUCGGGCCCUCCGCCGUGCGCGCCGUGCUCCACGUGGGCAUCUUCCCCUACAUGCUCAAGCUGCUGCAGGCCUCCGCGCACGAGCUGCGGGCCUCCAUGGUGUACAUCUGGGCCAAGAUCAUAGCCGUGGAUCCGAGUUGCCAAGUGGACCUGGUGAACGCAAAGGGGCACAAAUAUUUCCUGUCGAUCCUGGCAGAUUCUACCGUUGACAGCGAGCACCGAACGUUGGCAGCAUACGUUCUGGCCGGGAUCGUGGACAACUACCCCGCCGGGCAAGAGGCGGCACAACAGGGCUCCAUGAUCUCAAUAUGCCUCGAGCAGCUGUCGGACCCGUCGUGGCUGCUGCGGCAGUGGGCGUGCAUCUGCCUCGGGCGGCUGUGGCGCGGCUGCGACGCGGCGCGCUGGGCCGGCGUGCGAGAUCUAGCGCAUGAGAAACUGUAUCCAUUGCUACGGGAACCACAUCCCGAAGUGCGGGCAGCGUGCGCAUUCGCGCUGGGCACGUUCGUGGCGGCCGGGGGCUGCUGGCCGCGCACCGAGCACGCCAACGCGCUGGACCAGCAAGUCGGGGCCGAACUUGCUCGGGCCCUCCCUCACGACGCCAGUCCGCUAGUGCGAGCUGAAACUCUGCACGCCCUUCAAUGGCUGGUUCUAAUAUUCGAGCAGCAUUUCAUCGCAGUUUAUAUCCAGGAAAGGAUGAGGAAAAGUGACAGGGCUCCGCACUCCGGCGUCGGCGGCCCCGUGGACGCGGGGCAGGACGCGCUGGUGGCGGGCGGCCGCGGCCUGGCGCCCGCGCCGCGCCGCGCGCAGCAGGCGCUGCCCACCAUCGGGUUCGGAUCGGUGUACAUGAAGCUGUGGAACACCCUAAUAUCGAUGUCGAAGGAGCCCCACCCGCAGGUCUCGCAGAUGGCCACCGACAUCAUCAACUACAUCUCCAACCAGCUGGAUAACGUGUCCCGGGACAUGGACCCGCGCGGGCUGGGCGCGCACGGCUCGGGCGGCUCCUCCAGCCUCCCCCCCUCCCCCAACCUGCGCCCCGCCGUCAGCCCGCGCGACCCCCGCCAGCCCGCGCACUACAGCCGGCGCGGGCGCGGCGGGCUGCCGAGCACCAUCUCGGAGGACUCCAUGGCGAGCCGCGAGCGGGACUCCGUCUCAUCUACUUCUAGUCAACAGUCAAAGAAACCAAUAGUGUCGACGCAAUUCGUGGAGUGGGCGCACACGCUGUUCGCUCGAGCGGACGCGGAGGCGGGCGCGGGCGCGGAGCCGGACGUGGAGUCGCGCGCGCACCACGCCAGGGUGUGGCGCUACCAGCGGAACAGGAGCCUGAGGAACGAAGCCAAAGCGUUGGUGGGAUCAAAAGUGCCGCGGUUAGAGACGCAGGCCUUCCACUCGCGAUGUCAGUUGCCGCCGGGAGUCAUACUCUUCCACCCCUACGAGCAGCACAUUGCACUAGCUUUCAAGGACAAUUUCGGGAUCUGGGACUGGGGCACCGCGGCCAAGCUGUGCGUGGGCGCGUGGCGCAAGGCGUGGGGCCGCGUCACCGCGCUCGCCUACCUCAACGCGCACGAGAGGGCGCUGCUCGCCGUCGCCAGCCAUCAGGGACACGUCGCCAUCUAUAGGCCAACGGGCAGCAGUAUGGAGCCGGCGCUAGUGUCGGCGUGGCGCGCGCUGGACGUGCGGCCCGCCGCCGACUACCGCCCGCCCCCCGCGCAGCCUCUAUACAGUCUGGCGCAGCUGGUGUCGGAACAGUUCCUGUCCGCGGAGGAGCGCGCCGCGCCGCCGCCGCGGGACCACACCCUCGGUUCGUCCGGGGUGGCGGGAGUGCCCGCCUACAGCCCCCCUCCGCCCCCCGUAUUGUUGCGCUGGUGCGCGCGGCGCCGCUCGCUCGCGCUGGCCGGCCUGUCCAGCACCAUACGGCUGUGGGACGCUAGCACCGAGUUACUAGAAGCGGACAUAAAUACAGGCAGCGAGAGCGCGGCGACGUCCCUGUGGCGCGGCGCUAGCGACGCGUGGUCGCUGGUGGCGGGCUUCGCCGACGGCUCCGUGCGCGCCUGGGACUCCCGCGCCGCCGCCGCCGCCGCGCUCACCCUGCAGCAUCAUCGAGCCCCCGUGCUCUGCGCCGUGCCCCGGACCAACACUCACAAGCUGAUCGCCGGCUGUAUGAACGGCGAGAUCCGCAUCUACGACACGCGGAAGAUGGAAGCUAUAGAGACCGUCCGCGCGCCCGGCCCGCUCGCCGCCGUCGACGUGCACCCCUUGCUGGACCUCAUCGCGUGCGGUUCUGUGAACCAGUCGAUCAGCUUAUACGACUUGAGCGGCAACGCGCUCAACACCAUCAAAUCGCACGAGGGCUUCAUGGGCAUGGGCACUCGCAUCGGCCCGGUGUGCUGCCUCGCCUUCCACCCGUUAAGAUGCGCGCUGGGCGUGGGCUCGAAGGACUCCAUAGUGUCCGUGUACGUGGGAGCGACGCAGGAGCGCCGGUGACACACAGGAAGGCGCGCCACAUGGGACGCUAUUCAACGCUAGGAUAACCACUAGUCGACUCGUGACAUGGCCCUCGCGGCCGAACUGAUGUUGACUGCGGAUAUAUACAUGUAAUAUAUACAUUACAUUAUACACCUACAUGUAAUGUAGGUACGCGUUCAAAUAUGUCUUAGACAGACGUCCGACCCGCGACGAUAAACUACAAGUUUUCGCGGGUGAGUGUUUUAUUUUAGAAAAAAGACGUUGUUAGUCAGCGAUCAUUGAUUAAAUAUUUGCAUCUCUUUUAUUCAUACAGUAGAGUAUGUGCGGAAAGAGAAGGAGCCAUAGAAUGUAUUGGGUCCCUUUUACCACGACUCUUCUCUUUCCGCUGAUACUCUUUAGUAUGGACGAUAAACAGGAAGAAUUUCGUACAUCGACCCGCCUGUUCCUAUCUCUAUUGCUCGCGCGUAAUUAUAUUGCUGUCCCGCCUAUAUGCCGGCGGUCAAUGCCACUGUGCGAGCGGGAAAGCAAUAUAAUUACUCGCGUGCGAUAGAGAUAGGAACAGGCGGUUCAGUGUUCGAUAUUCUUCGUGCUUAACGUCAAUAUUUUAUAUACAUUUUUUGCUCGAGAAUACAGUCGAUCGCGUGUAGCUGUGUCGCCGUCGGUCGGACACCUGUGGGCUUACCGCGAACCACGUGCGACGUAUUGCCCUCCCUGUCACACUUACGUACUAAUUUACAAGUGCGACAGAGAGGCAACUCGUCGGACGUGGUUCGCGAUAGGCCCUCUGACUUAACUGGGGCGACGUUCCACAACUUCAGAUAUUACACAACACAAGCCUUCUUGAGCCUUACUGUGGGGCUUGGUCAGUUUGUGUUAAGAAUUUCCUGUUUUUUUUUAUUUACUAAAAAAGGCUGUUGUAUCAGGAAAUCAGUUCUCAGUCCUUCAUAUAGCAAGGGCUGUUCUUCAGUUAGUUUUUGCUACUUCUGAAUUCAAUGAGGACUCGUGAUUGUGAUGUUUUACAAGCUUUUAUAUAACUUGCAAUGUACGAGUAUGUAACUAGAGUCUGGCUACUGAAAUUUUACCUAAAUUUUUGGCGGGAAACUCAAAAAAUCUUGGGCUGGUCACACUUUGUGUAGUAGGAAUUAUAGUUUUGAUACUAGACAAUAUUUUUAAUAUUCUGUGCACAAGUAAGGUACCUAAGGAAAUAAGUUAAAUAAACGUUUACGUGCACUCAAAGUCAGCUCACAUAAUUUCUACCACUAUUUAAAGUACAGUCAACGACAAACACAUAUGUUUACGUUCCAAUAUUUAGAUUUUAUAGAUAUUUUUCAGAACGUUUAGUUUAUCCGUUUCUUUAUACACUUGUCCUAUUUAUGAGAUUCAGGCAUUAAUAAAUUCACGUACUUAAUCAAAGUAAUAGGCAAAUGUUAGAAAUAGUACUUAAAGUAUCGAAAUAUUUAUAGAGCACCAACCUCCUAAUUUGUUUACAUUUGGUUAGGAGUUGUAAACAUUGCAGUUUUUCGUUAUAUAACGCUACACGUCGACUUCGCACAUUGUCGUAAUUAUUUACGAGCUUGAAUAAUAGUUUGCGAACCUCACUCAGUAUAGAAAUUAUUAAUAUUAUUUAAAAUAAACCCCUUAUAAACCGCAAACAAUUUGAAUGAAUGACAUAAAUUGACAACUGUCUUUUGGCUUUUUUUUAAAUCAUAGACAAUUGGUGAUACAACAACGAAAUAUCUGUCAACAAAUUUUGGCUAGCCAGACCUUAUAUUUAAUACUGGUCAAAUUUUGCAAGUUAUUUUUGCCCCACUUCCCGGUGUCCGAUGGAGCUGAAAAUUUGCUUAAGUCGUUGCUGUAAGUCGGGUGACAAUGCAAUAUUAUGGUACCAUCGAGCUGAUCUGAUGAUGGAGGCAGGAGGUGGCCAUAGGAACUCUGUGAUAAAACAAUGCAACUUAAUUUUGUUUGGGUUUGUUAGAAUUGUCUCGAUGAGUACUAGUUCCCUGUUGAAAGUAAAGUACAGUCAGCGAUCAAAGCUUGCGCCAAAAAUGAAAACGAAAUCUUGACAAUUAUGAAGUUAUAUUAUUAUUUUAAAUGUCGACUUAUUCUGUAUGUGUUUAAAUGAAAAAUCAAACGUAUAAAAACCAUCCUUUAAUGACAAAUAUAAGUGAUAAGGUACAAAUUAUUGACCGCAAGUAAGUUGACGAAUAUUUUAUCCACGCGAUAAACGACAAAAUGUUACGAGCAAAGUUGUGGAAAUAGCCCUAGUUAUUACGAAUAUCUGGUGCUACGUCAUACAUGAUAACCGCACUGCGCUAACAGGAGUCAGAAUACGUAGCUUAUGGACACGGGACAAAUAACGUAGGGUAAACUAUAAUCUUUGUAUAGUUGGCACUAUACAUUCUGUUUUUUUUUUUACCUUUAUAUUGGUAUAUAUGCAGUAAAGUUCAAAAUAAAGAAAUUGAUUAAAUAUAUGAAUUUAAUACUGUCAGAAAUAAAUGUAUAAUUAUUGGUGCAAUAAAGAAUAUUUACUUACUUAAUUAAAUAUAAAGGCAUCAAUAGAGAAGCGAUAAAUAAGAUUCAUAAACUUUAAAUCAAAAUAAUGCUACAUAUUCUGAUCGCUGACAAUGUAGGUAUGCUUAAUGUGCACUCGUGCAGUCACAUGCAGUGUCUUGCACCACGAAGCGCGCUAAAAUAAUUAUAUAUACCUGUAAAUAACACAAUCUUAUUUCUAGAGCCAUAAGAUGUAUUUUUGCGCUUUGUGAUGCAUUUUAUUGUAAUGCUAAUGACUGAACGCUUUAGAUAGUCAAGCUAGCAUUUACCGAUACCGCCGUGCUGGUGUAUUCCCAUUUGUCCCCGCCGGGUACAAGUGGAAAUAGUUGUUUUCAUAUAAAUCAUUCCCAUUUAUCCCGGCGUCAUGUAUGGGGCGGGGACAAAUGGGAAUACACCGAUGCAUUGUCCCUCACACAUGGAUUUACUAGUCUGUAUCUUUAGGUAUCUAAAUAAAAGUAAACAAAUUCUACCCUCAAAUGGUAAGCCAGUUGAAAAUAGAUGAAAACAUUACGUGAUCAAAUAAUGUAGGUUAAAGUCAGGUCGUUCAGUGAGAGAUCCAAGCGGUUUUGUAUUUGGUUGGUUAACCAAUAAAUGUUAUAACUACCCGAAAAUGUUCAAAUUGUUUGUUUAGUUUUAUAGAAUUAGAAUCAAACGUGAACAUCUGUAACUGUACCCUUUUCACGCAAAUAAAUGAUUUAUGAUUUAUUUAAAUACCUAAAGAUACAUACUAUAGAAAGAGACUCCGUUUUUUUAUGCGCUAGUGCUAAAAAGGGGAAAUCUUACUUUAAUUUAAUAGUGGUUAAUGUAACCAGAUAGUUAUUUUUUUUAUAUCGCCUCUAAAUUAGUUGUCAAAAUAUUAAUUUGACAGUUUGAGCACGCAAACGCAUUGUAAAAGAAUAGACUCAUUUUUUUACUGCCCCACUACACUAUCUGCAAACCAAACCGAUGACCGGGGUCGUAAAACUUCUCAUUCACGCUUACGAUGUCAUGGUAAGAGCGAAAGAGAUAGUGAUGUGACCUCGGUCCUCAGUUUGGUUCGCGGAUAGUAUAGCAGUAGGUAAGUAGGCUACUUCUGCUGACAUCAAGUCUAUAAGUAAAAUAUUUAAGCAAUUCAGUCCUGUUCUGUAAAAACAAUACACUCAACCGACGAGUUAGGCCCUCACGGGCGCCACAGUGUUCACUGCUCAAGGGUGCUACUUCCGCCACACGUAUUUUGAUCGACUCACUGACAUACCACAGCAAGUGUCGAUCCGCAGGAAAAGGGUCUUUAAGGCGAUGAACGCUUGACAUUGAGAUGCAAGUAGCAAUAUGCGCCCUGAGGCCUCUUUUAGAGUGGAUGAUACAAUAUUAACAAUAAAAUACAGUAAGCUAAACUAAUAGAUGUGUGAAAUCCUAUAAAAUGGUGUAUUCCCAUCUGUUCCCACCGGGAACAGAUAACAAUAAGUGCAUUCAUAUUUAAAGAUAAUGUACAAUUUAUUUCAUUGAAAAAUAUCCAAAAAUUAAAACAAGUCAUAAUACGCUUAAAUAGUAAUAGUAACUAUGAAUAAUUCCCAUCUGUCCCCGCCUCAUGUACGGCAGCGGUCACGUGGGGCGGGGACAAAUGGGAAUAAACUAACAAAAUGAAUAUGACAAUCUAAGAAGGCUUUAAUGUCAGCGCUAUCUUGUAAAUCUGACAACACAAAUGUUUGAUUCAGCAAAAGUACACCUAUUAGUUUAGUUGUCUAUUAUAAUUGAGGUCAACUGGGGCGAGUACGCCGAUACUAACAACUGGGCCUGUAAUAGUUGCAACUGUAAAUAAAUGGUAAGAGGCCGUAGAGCCAACCAUUCUCUAGAAACUAAGAAUUUAGUACAUUUACCUGCCAUUUCCUAUCUAUAUCGCACACGCUUAGUUAUAUUGGUUUCCCGCUCGCUCAGAUACAAAUAGGAACAGGCGGGUCAAUGUACGGAAUUCUCCGUGCUUAGCGUCCUUACUUUAGUCAUGAUGGAAAGCCCCUUAUUUGCGUUUGUACCUAGAGUAGGCGCACUUGCCCCAACUGACUUAAAACUAAUGUAAGUUUUGUAUAAAACCAAGCAAGUUCUGUUUCAAAUGAAUUUUGUGAUUAGUGAUUUACAAAAAGUUCCUAACACUUAAUAAUUACUAGAUGCCAUUUUUAUUCUAAGUUUAUGUUCAGUAUGUAAGCAGCUAAUAUGUGUUCUUAUUUAUAAUUUAGUUGUAUGAGAUGGAUGUGGGGAAGCAUAAUAUACAAUAGUGGAAAAGAUUAUGUGCAUGUGUAUUUUCAAAGAAUUCAUUUUUUAUAUUUUAUAAGUUUGUACAGGUGGCUGCUAGGUUUAAGUGAUAAAAUGAGCAUUUAAUGAUAUUGAUAAAUAAAAUUUAUAAUUAGCUACAUUCAGUCUCAGACAAAUGGACUAUAAUAGAAUUAGAAUCAAUUUACUAAUUAGUAAAUAUCGAAAUAUAACAUACCAACAGAUUUUAACAUCAAUAAAUGUUGGCAGAAGAUUAUCUUAUCUAGGUGGUGCCGAGACAGUGCUAUACACUUUCUAUGAAUGAAUUGUAAUUAAAAAAAAACUUAUUCAUCUAUUAUACUUCAGUUGUUUGUGAUUUAGUUGAUUGAACAAAAUGUAGAACAUUUUAACAUGCUGAAUAAAUGAAAUUUGUGGCCAUACAGCAGAUUAUGUUGAUUUACUAGACGUAGGAGCCGGCACUCGCGGGAACAAAGCGCUGACGGUCAAAUGAAUAUGUAUGCAUUUGUAAAGUUGAUUUAAUUAGUGGCUUUUACAAAUUGUGUAAUUUAAUUGUACAUUAUACAAUUUAAAAUUGUUGUUGUUGAAAUAAAACAUGGUACAUAAA
Messenger RNA from Cydia fagiglandana, 9415 nucleotides. RefSeq names its product regulatory-associated protein of mTOR (gene raptor). The transcript is spliced from 29 exons. Gene Ontology annotation, cellular component: TORC1 complex; cytoplasm. Gene Ontology annotation, biological process: regulation of autophagy; positive regulation of protein serine/threonine kinase activity; cellular response to starvation. Gene Ontology annotation, molecular function: protein binding; protein-macromolecule adaptor activity. The coding region runs from base 130 to 4035 and encodes 1301 amino acids. NCBI's taxonomy places the organism in Eukaryota, Metazoa, Arthropoda, Insecta, Lepidoptera, Tortricidae. The record is from RefSeq and is a predicted model, not a curated record.